AAUUACAAGUAGUAUACACAAAGUGAAUGUGUAAUUUGAUGCUAUUUACAUUUAAAAACAAACAACAAUAGUCAUUCAUAUUUAAGUGAAAUGUUAAAGUUUAAGAGCAUGCGCAAUAUAUUUUUAAGAAAAAUUAUAAUUUAAUUAAUAAGGAAUCUUUACGUAAAACAUACGAACUUUUUAUAUAUACGGCUGAUAAUUUUAAAACAUUUAGAUAGUAAAGUACUGCAUACGAUUUAAAGAUGAAUAACGAACAAGUAUCGUGUCCUAUAUGUCAAAUUGAUUUUCCAUCUACUUUAAUUGAGUCUCACGUUGUUAAAUGUUUAUUUUUACUUGAUUCAAGUAAAGCUGGUAUUUCAAAAGAAUCGAGUCCAAGUCCUGGAAGUAAUAAAUCACUUAAAUCAAAAAGUUUUUCUAUCAAAAAGUCUGAUAAUAGAGUUACAAAAAGAAAACUUAGUUCAGGACAAACAUUUUUAACUGCUAAGGGUGAUUGUACGAUACAAGAUAAUACGAAGGAAGAUGAUACAAAACAAGAUACUAUUAAGCAAGAUUUGGAGACGAAAGGAAAUAUAGUAGAAAAUCCGGUUAAGAAAGCUCGAAAGAAUGAUCACGUACCUCUUGCUGAAAGAAUGAGACCAUCUAAUCUUUCAGAAUACGUUGGGCAGGAUCAUAUUCUUGGACCUCAAUGCACUUUGUUUCAAUUACUGCAUAAAGGAGAAGUACCUAAUAUUAUUUUAUGGGGACCGCCUGGAUGUGGUAAGACUUCAUUGGCAAAUGUUAUAGCACAUAUAUGUAAAAAAAAUAAUACAAAGAAUAGGAUGCGAUACGUAAAGUUAUCAGCUGCCAUAGCAGGAGUUAGUGAUUUAAAAGAAGUGAUUAACAUAGCUGCUAACGAAUUGAAAUUUGGUAGACGUACAAUAGUAUUUAUGGAUGAAAUACAUCGUUUUAAUAAAACUCAGCAAGACGUUUUUCUUCCUCAUGUUGAAUCAGGAACGAUUACUCUUAUUGGAGCUACCACUGAAAAUCCUUCGUAUAAUUUAAACUCUGCAUUGUUGAGUCGUUGUAGAGUGGUUGUAUUAGAAAAGUUAUCUAUAUCUAAUUUAGUGUCAAUAUUAAAAUGUGCAUUAUCUUCAUUAGGAGGAAUAAUACAAAUUUCAUCAGAGUCUAAAAGUAAAGAUAAUUUUUGUAACGAUAUUAAUUUGGAAGCAAGUGGAUCUAAUACAUCGUCGAUUCCAAGAUUUAUUGUAGAUGAAGCAACCAUAAAAUGGUUAGCAGAAACAUGCGAUGGUGAUGCUAGAAUAGCUUUAGGUGGAUUAGAACUUGCUGUACAAUCUAAAACACCAAGCAAAGAAGAAUUUGUGGAAACUGAGCCUGUACUGAUUACGUUAAAUGAUGUUAAAGAAAAUCUAAAAAAAACACAUAUGUUGUAUGACAGAAAAGGAGACCAACAUUAUGACAUGAUUUCAGCUUUGCAUAAAGCGGUAAGAGCAAGUGAUGAAAAUGCUUCUCUUUAUUGGUUAACUAGAAUGAUUGAGGGCGGUGAAGAUCCAGUUUAUAUAGCAAGAAGAUUAGUUAGAAUGGCGAGUGAAGAUGUUGGCUUAGCAGAUCCAAAAGCUUUGAAUAUUGCCGUACAUACUAUGAGUGCUUGUAAAAUGAUAGGCAUGCCAGAAUGCGAUGUUCUUUUAGCACAAUGUACAAUUUAUUUAGCUCGUGCUCCAAAGUCUAGAUUGAUGGAAGAUGCGCUUAGAGCAGCUCAGAAAGUAGUGGCAACUCAUAAAGGCCCUCAACCAGGAGUCCCGUUGCAUUUAAGAAGUUCUCAAACAAAAGUUUCUAAGAGUCUAGGGUAUGGUAAGGGAUAUAAUAUGUUGCAUAAAGAUAUAUCUGGAUUGAAUUAUUUACCGGAAGGAUUAGAAAAUGUUGAUUUCUUUGCAAAUAAUAAGGAUAUUGGGUCUUAAGAUUCACAAAUAUUGUUUUCUUACAAAGUUGGUAUUUGUUUUAUAUUUUCAGAUAUAAUUAUUAUACAUUAUAGAUAUACG
Messenger RNA from Polistes canadensis, 2036 nucleotides. RefSeq names its product ATPase WRNIP1-like. Lineage: Eukaryota; Metazoa; Arthropoda; Insecta; Hymenoptera; Vespidae. Gene Ontology annotation, molecular function: ATP hydrolysis activity; ATP binding; DNA binding. The record is from RefSeq and is a predicted model, not a curated record. The transcript has 6 exons. Gene Ontology annotation, cellular component: nucleus. Gene Ontology annotation, biological process: DNA-templated DNA replication; DNA repair; regulation of DNA repair. The coding region runs from base 243 to 1955 and encodes 570 amino acids.